AAAGAUCCAACUCUAUCAAGAAAAUUUCCAACGGAAAGUCCAAGCUGAAAGAAAGGAAUGAGGAGAUUGGGGUACCGCUGAAUGCCUCCCCAAAAGGUGCAGGUGGUGGCGCCACUGCUGCUGCCGCUGGAGGUGUUGAUAAAUCAAAUGGUGCUACUAAAUCCCAGAACAAAGCGUACUUGCUAGAAGUUCCAAACGAAAUGUCUAAGCCUGAAACCCAAUCAAAAACUUCCAUGAGAGAUUUUAAAUCUUUAACGGCCUCCAAGAUCAUACAUGUUACAAGUAGCCAGAUAGAAUUCUUCAAAAUGUUGGACGAGAAGAUAGAAAAGGGCGCUGAAUAUCUGACAUCUGGGGAGCAAUCAGAAGUUUCCUCUGUUGAUGAGGCUUUCAGACAUUGAUUUUAUGACAGCUGACCUUGAACUUUGGGUGUAAUAUAUUCAGAGGAUAAGGUCAGCGUAACAUGACCUGGAUUUUAAACAGAUGAUUACUUAUAUAAACAAUUUCUGAUUCAGUAUAGCAGUGAAAUUUUUAAUACAAAAAUGCUAAGAUGGUGACUUAAUCAGGCCAUUAAUUGUGUACUUAAUUAAUAUACACACUGAUAAACAAGAUGCUCUGCAAUAUUUAAAUUCACGGAUGUCGUCUUUGUGGAAGUCUUGAACACAUUGGACAUGGGAAUGACAGUGUUCAGUCAAACAGCAAUGUUAUACAUCCAAAGUUUUCUCACUGGAAUUUGUUCUUGGAUAUUUUCAACAAGGCUGUACUCUGUUGCAUAGUUUGUAUUGCUGUAUAAUGCAAAAAGGUUAUGUAAAUAAAAACAAGGAUCUGGACUGUAAUACGAUUGGAUAAUUUUAUUUCUUGUGAUUGGAUGGUCAAGCUUGGUUCAUGCAGUGACAUCUAGGGGGAAAAAAUCACAUUUUAUUCUGUUACUUUGUGGUGACUUAGAUGUCAUACCCAUUGCCAUAGCAACUUAAAAAUCUCUCAUAUGGGACCUUUAGCAUAAUGACUGUAAAUACUAAUCUACAUAGUGUGAAAGGAUUCAGGGUACAGAUCAAGUUGUUUAAAAGAAUGCAGUGCUUGUAAAAGAUUUGUUCAGUAAAUCCUUGCUUGAAAUUUUUAAACUACAUUAAACCAAUGAGUGUUGGAAAGCUCAGUUGUUGGUUGUUGUUUUUUUUUAUAUCUGCUCCCAUUCACCUAGACCCCCCCCCCACCCCCAACUGCACUUUAAAAUUUAUGGUGAACUAGUUAAAAAAAAAAGAGCUUGUCACUUUCUCAAUUUUUUUUCAAAAAUAUUUUUAAAAUCCCCCUUUUUUAUGAGCAGAAUUUUUUUUUCAUUUAAAAAUAUAAAACUAAAUAAAAUGGUAGCUUACAAUUUUUCUAGGAAUAUCUUUGUCUUAUCAGGGAUGUAAAUAUAGUCUAUAAAUCAUCAGCACCAUCCUUGUUCAAAUAGAAUAGCCGGGUGUAAAAGAAAUGUGAUACUUUUAUUGACUCUGGUCCUGGGGGGGCUCAGAGCCUUAACUGGUACAAGUGUAGGAAUUUUAAGCCUUUGUUCUCAUUGUAACUGAGGUAACACUUCACUGUUAGAUUGUUCUUAUCUUAACUGAGGUCACACUUCAAUCUUAGUGCCUUGAGUGCAGCACUAGAUACCAUUAUUUACACAGCACACAUAAAAAAGAUAAAACUUUAAAUAAUUGUUUAUCAUUUUUAAUUAGUCCUUUAAAAGCACUUGUUAAAAUCCUUUGUUUUUAAUAUUAUACAAUGUUUUUAAUUAGCUUAAUUACCAAAUCAGGUUAUUUGACAUGCGUGCAAUGUAUAUUUUAAUUUUUAAACAAUUAUCUGUAAUGUUUCAAUUGAUAUUUUUUAGCUUGGAUUUAUUGUCAGUUUUGCUGGGUUGUCUGAAUUGAGAAAAUGUGGCAUCAUGACAUUUUACCUUUGUGAGCUUUACUUGUACACAUCAAUGCUUGUUGUUGAUCAUCAUGGGGAAAUGUUAAUUUUUUUCAUGGUGAUAGUAUUCUUUUUUUUUGGGAUAAGACACAAAUUUAUCUGGCCAUAUUUUAAGGUACGGGAAGUGGAUAUAGGCCUACUUUAGAUAGGUCCAUAGCCCAUACUUUUUGAAGUUUAAAAUAAAUCUAAAUGCUGUUUACUUCUUUGGGCCAGAAAAACAUUUUUUUUUUGCAGUCACUUAGUCAUUAAGUUCUAUCUCAUUCCCACAUACUAAAAAAUAUCAUGUGCCACAAACAUCAAAAUCCAUUCAAAUUAACUAAAACAAAGGAUUAAAAGUUCUUUCUGCAAGGAUUAAAAUUAUGGAACCCUAAAAAAUUUAUCUUUAAAAUUUCUCAAAGGAAUAUUUACUUUUUAAUGUAGAAAAAACUGUCACUAUUGAAGCAAGUCAAAGUCUAAGCUCAAGAAUAAAAUUUUCUGUACGAUUUACAUAAAAAAUGCUGUAUUUUAUCAUUAUUUUUAACUUUCUGGUUUAUUUUUAUUCACUUAAAAUAAAAUUUAAUACAGUAUCCUUAUUUUAAUUUGUUAAAAAAAAACAUGAGUCCGAUAGAGCAAGAGGCCCAAGAGAAAACAAAGAUAAAGCACUGUGCAAGAACAUUGUGAAUGGCAUUGCUGAUGCAUGAAAAUUGUUUCACUUUUAAAUCUGGCAAGCGAAGUAAUUUAUUUUCUGGUCACAUUCAAGGAAAGAUUUUUUUGGCAUUAAAUUAUCAUUUUGCACCCCUGGCCCAAGUGAGUUAUUUCCCCUUGAAACUAUUUUUCUUGUGCCUUUUUUUUUUUCGAACUUAAUUUUAAUUUAAUCUGAAAUCAAUCAAUUUAAGAAGAAAAAAAAUCCCAUGCAUCACUUAGCCACAGGGCGUAUAGUUAAACCUGCAUUUGUACUAAAACUUCAUUCUGAUCACAUUAACAGCAUGAAUGUGUUUUUAUUCUGCAAUAAUAAAUUUAUGUAAUAAAUAUUUUCUCAGCUUUCAUAUGAAUUAUUUCCCUUUAAGCACUUUAAAUGCAGCAAUGGGGAUAAAUCUUGUGAUAAUGUAUAGUUACAAUAUAUCAGUGUAUUUUAUGAUUGUAUUUCUACACAUUUGUAUGCUGGCUGUGUAUGUAUGUGUGCAUCAGGUGGUAUUUGUUUCCAGCCUAAAGUCCUGUCUUUCUUGAUGAAGCAGUACAGCAAAAAGUAAAUGAUAAAUGUUUACCCCACACUCCCUAAAAAAGACCAUGUGCUUGACAGGUGUAUAAUAAAUGUAGGCCAAACUAGAAUCUUCUCUACUUGGAGAUGUUCCAACCUGGUAGUUUAAAAAAUUCCACAGGAAUUGUUCAUAACCUGUUCAUAAAGUAUUUUACUGUAUACUCUUUUAAAAAUUUUGUUUUUAUUGUUAUGACUAACAUUUCCUGCUUAAAGUAGUUCAAGAUUCAAAACUUGUAAGAAGUUUUACUGACCACAGUACAUGCAUGUAAGAAAAGAAAUUAAAACUGAGCAAUGUGCAUUUAUUGAGGUAGAACAAUGGCAUGAAGGUCUUAAAAUGCCUUUACUUAAGCAGUUGCAUAGGGUUGUUAGGGGUCAGAGACCCUCUCCACCUUAAUCCACCAUAAAAUGUAUCAAGUUACGCUGUUAUUUGCAACAGUAUGCUAAAAAUUUGUAAGUUUUCUUUCUUGGUAUAAUAACCCGCAUCAUUGUGAGUGGUUGUCGCGUUAAUUUCCUUUAGUCAGCAGAAAAAUUACAACACUCCCACAAUGUCAAGUAUGUGUCAACACACUAUACACAGCAAGUUAGGUAAUUUGUCAGUACAAUUACAAGCUAUCCCCACACUUUAAAACUCACACAGGUAAACAAAUGUUUUUUAAAUCUAAUGUAGAGGAGCUACUGGGGGUAAGAAUUAUAUUACAAAGAUGUACUUAAAACUCAGUUAAAACAAGCCAGAUAAAAAUCUCUCCAUUGAUGUAAAUUUUUGUGGUUGACCAGAAAGUGAUGAAUGAUCAAGUGUGGUGUGUCCUAUGUGUAGUACACUAGAAAAAAUGGCAGAUCUUUUGUUUUGUAAUUUUUAAUUCAGUUUUUUUAUUUACAUGGCAAAUGUUAAAAAGUUUUGAGUAAUAAAGCUGUCCCAAAAUGUU
Physella acuta is the source of this 4101-nucleotide messenger RNA. RefSeq lists its product as uncharacterized. The record is from RefSeq and is a predicted model, not a curated record. Lineage: Eukaryota; Metazoa; Mollusca; Gastropoda; Physidae.